Annulohypoxylon maeteangense is the source of this 1549-nucleotide messenger RNA. RefSeq names its product putative 3-oxoacyl--synthase. Bases 112 to 1401 code for a protein of 429 amino acids. Gene Ontology annotation, biological process: fatty acid biosynthetic process. Lineage: Eukaryota; Fungi; Ascomycota; Sordariomycetes; Xylariales; Hypoxylaceae. Gene Ontology annotation, molecular function: 3-oxoacyl-[acyl-carrier-protein] synthase activity. The record is from RefSeq and is a predicted model, not a curated record. The transcript is spliced from 3 exons.
CAUUUCUAAAAGUCAGCGAAUUUCUAUGAGAAUCAACUUCCUAAUGGUUUGAUUUUCUCAGAUACGCUCUGCAAACCCGGAUUUCCAGGUUAACCCAGGUUAUGGCAAAGAAUGCGCCGGGUUGUCAUCACAGGCCUCGGCGCCAUCACACCUCUCGGAGUAGGUGCUCGACAUUCGUGGAGUAGGUUGAUCGCUGGACACUCCGGCAUCGUGAGUAUUGCGGGAUUUAAGCCAGAGAAGAAAUGGCGCGAACUUACUAGCACGGUGGCUGGCAUUGUGCCAAAGUCGGGUACCGGUGAAGGCCAGUGGCGACCAGACGACUGGCUGUCUGCCACAGAUCAACGCCGCAUGUCCGCGUUCACACAGUAUGCAGUAGCCGCAACAGAAAUGGCCCUCGCUGAUGCUGCGUGGAAACCGAAAAAGCAAGAGGCUUUAGAAUCGACCGGGGUCUGUCUAGGAAGUGGCAUUGGGAAUUUAGAUGAUAUAUACGCCACAAGCCUCGCAUACGAACAAGAUGGCUACAAGAAAGUUUCUCCGUUGUUUGUUCCAAAAAUCCUCAUUAAUAUGGCGGCUGGUCAUAUUGCCAUGAGAUACGGCUUUCAGGGCCCUAACCACACUGCAACGACGGCUUGCACUACGGGGGCGCAUUCAAUAGGGGACGCCUCGCGCUUCAUAGCAUUUGGAGAUGCCGAUGUUAUGGUUGCAGGAGGGGCAGAAUCGUGUAUCCAUCCACUCACAUUUGCUGGAUUUGGAAGAUCACGUUCUUUAUCCACCGCCUUUAACGAUGAUCCAUCUUCGAGUUGCCGGCCGUUCGAUCGCCAGCGCAAUGGGUUUGUCGUUUCCGAGGGCGCGGCUGUCGUCAUUCUAGAGGAACUGGAACAUGCUAAAGCGAGGGGUGCUCGGAUAUAUGCCGAAUUAAAGGGGUAUGGGAGUAGUGGCGAUGCUUACCAUAUGACAGCUCCACGCGAAGAUGGGUCGGGGGCAUAUCUCUCCAUGAAGAAGGCUCUAAAGCACGCCGGAAUCAAACCUCGCCAAGUGGAUUAUAUCAAUGCGCAUGCGACUAGCACUCUUGUUGGCGACAUUGCCGAAGCCCAUGCGAUUCGCUCAUUGAUGAUCGGUGAAGAAGGAUAUUCUAACGAAAGUCAUGUUGCUGUCAGCGGUACCAAAGGAUCCGUAGGACAUCUUCUUGGUGCUGCUGGUGCAAUUGAGGCUAUCUUUUCAAUUUUAGCUAUCACCGAAAACAUACUUCCCCCAACACUAAAUCUGAUAGAACCUGAUGUUGAGCCCAAGUUUAAUCUGGUCCCUCUUAAGGCUCAAGAAAAGAAAGUUGAUGUCGCUCUAUCUAACAGUUUCGGUUUUGGGGGUACCAACGCAACAUUAGUCUUUUCUAGAUUCAAAUAAUUUUGAAUGUUCUUAUUAAAAAAUCGGGAAAAUUAUAUAUGUCCCUGCCCCUCUAGAGCUAUAGGAAUAAUAUCAUAUUUACUACCAAGUUGUCUUUACGAAGUACAUAUGUAGAUCUUCAGCUUUAGAUGACCAAAUUCAAGGAAGG